UGUUGUGUUGUGUGGGUGGAGCUGCACAGCUGGUCUCUGCCGAAGCUGCGAGGCUCAUCUCUCAUCUCGCAGCUCUCUCUCUCUCUCUCUGUCGAUCCAUUUUCCUGCGACAAGAAUUCCGAAUCCCUCGUCGCCUCGGUCCUGCUCGCGCUCGGUAGACCUCUGGAACUUCCUACCAUAGGUAUAUCAGGUAACAAGCACAAUGUCUGAUGGAGAGGAGACACAUUGGUGCUACCAGUGCAGGCAGCCAAUCGGUCUUCAUAACCAAGAAGUAAUUUGCCCUUUUUGCAAUGGAGGUUUCGUGCAGGAACUGACCGAAAUUAAUGGCUCACCUACUGAAGAAUAUUUCUUGCCUAACUCUGGGGACAUUCCUCCCGGAAUGCCUCAUAUGUUUGAUAUUAUGUAUGCGUUAAUGAGAGAAAGUGGUAUUGGCUCAAGAAGAGGAUUCAGGGGCACUACUGGUUCAAUGAUGAGAGAGCCAAUUGCUGGCCGAAAUCCCAACUUUGAUGUUAGAAGGCAUCUCAAUUCAGUUCCAGAAGAAACACGGGGCACCAUUCCUUCCGGUCCUUUCAUGUCAAUUCACGGUCAAAUACUCGAUUCGGCCUCCCUGCACCAGCGUAGAGCGAACGGACCGAGGGACAAUGACUUCGAUGAUUAUUUUAUGGGCCCAGGACUGGAAGAACUGAUCGAAUUUAUAUCUCUGAAUGACCAGAGAGGUCCAGCCCCUGCACCUCGUUCUGCAAUCGAUGCAAUGCCGACCAUCAAAAUCACCCAGACGCAUCUACAUGCCGAUGCAGAUUGCCCUGUCUGCAAAGAGCAAUUCGAGUUGGGCUCAGAAGCAAGGAUGAUGCCUUGCCACCAUAUUUAUCACUCUGAUUGUAUCAUCCCCUGGUUAAAUCGGCACAAUUCAUGUCCGGUUUGCCGCUUUGAGAUGCCUGCUCAGGGAAGUGAUGGUAGUAGUCAUAAUGGAAUGGGGAACGCUCGGCAAACCCAUGGAAGGAGUCGCCGCCUGUCUUCUCUGUGGCCUCUCUAGCUCUUCAAAUCCAAACAUUUCACUAUGUUCGUAGGAAUCAUGAGGUGGGAGUGAUCUGGAAAUGACAGUUUGAUUACUGAGUGUCCUUUCAUUAGAUAAAUAAGCACAUCCACAACACUAAUGGAAGUAAAGAGAUAAUUCUCGGUGCAUUUGUAUAUAUGGGUAGGUGUGGGAUUUCAUCGCGGACACGAAGUCUUGCAGAUUCUGUUCUGUAUUUAACUCUGUUUCGUUCUUCAAAACACAUCCCUGUUUAAACCUGCUGUUGUUGAAAUAUACCUGCUGCUGCUGGCUUGCU
Syzygium oleosum is the source of this 1328-nucleotide messenger RNA. RefSeq names its product probable E3 ubiquitin-protein ligase RHC1A. Gene Ontology annotation, molecular function: ubiquitin protein ligase activity. The record is from RefSeq and is a predicted model, not a curated record. The transcript is spliced from 3 exons. Bases 203 to 1033 code for a protein of 276 amino acids. Gene Ontology annotation, biological process: protein ubiquitination. NCBI's taxonomy places the organism in Eukaryota, Viridiplantae, Streptophyta, Magnoliopsida, Myrtales, Myrtaceae. Gene Ontology annotation, cellular component: cytoplasm.